Echinops telfairi (small Madagascar hedgehog) is the source of this 3622-nucleotide messenger RNA. RefSeq names its product calcium voltage-gated channel auxiliary subunit beta 2 (gene CACNB2). The transcript is spliced from 13 exons. The record is from RefSeq and is a predicted model, not a curated record. NCBI's taxonomy places the organism in Eukaryota, Metazoa, Chordata, Mammalia, Afrosoricida, Tenrecidae. Gene Ontology annotation, cellular component: voltage-gated calcium channel complex. Bases 460 to 2268 code for a protein of 602 amino acids. Gene Ontology annotation, molecular function: high voltage-gated calcium channel activity; protein binding. Gene Ontology annotation, biological process: neuromuscular junction development; chemical synaptic transmission; calcium ion transmembrane transport.
UCUUUUGAAAAGCCGGAGGCUGCCGCCUUGUGAAAUGCAAGAGCCUCUGGUGGUGGACUGUCUCCCGAGUUGAGGAUGGCUGCUGUAGAAAUGUGGCUGCGAAACUCUGCUCAUCUGGACAGCCUGCAGCACCGGGUGUUAGCCACAGUUCGGUCAGGGAAAUAAGUGAGACUCGCUGUCAAUGUUGUGAAGACACAACUCCUUCGGGAAGGAAGAUCUCAAAUGACCUGAACAAGAACGAAAAAGGAAAACGAAGUUUUGGCAUGCCUACAGGACUGUUGAUUUGUUUUUCCUUUAAAGAAACUACCUAGGAGGCAGAAACUAAGGGUUGGUUUGCCCAUGCCUCCUACCUGGGAGUGGAAGGUGGGAAGAAAUGGACAGACAGACACUCUGAUGAGACAGCCAGGCACAGUGCAGCGUGGUGAAGCCCCACGCUGACGGCAGCCGGCUCUCCUCUUCAUGCAGUGCUGUGGGCUGGUGCAUCGGAGGCAAGUCCGGGUGUCCUAUGGUUCGGCAGACUCCUACACCAGUCGUCCAUCCGAUUCCGAUGUCUCUUUGGAGGAAGACCGGGAGGCCGUGCGGAGAGAGGCAGAGCGGCAGGCCCAGGCCCAGUUGGAAAAAGCAAAGACAAAGCCUGUUGCGUUUGCAGUUCGAACAAAUGUCAGCUACAGUGCAGCCCACGAAGAUGAUGUCCCAGUGCCAGGCAUGGCCAUCUCAUUCGAAGCAAAGGAUUUUCUGCAUGUUAAGGAAAAAUUCAACAAUGACUGGUGGAUAGGGAGACUGGUGAAAGAAGGCUGUGAAAUUGGGUUCAUUCCAAGCCCAGUCAAACUCGAAAACAUGAGGCUACAACAUGAACAGAGAGCCAAGCAAGGGAAAUUUUACUCCAGUAAAUCAGGAGGAAACUCAUUAUCCAGUCUGGGAGACAUAGUACCUAGUUCCAGAAAAUCUACACCUCCGUCAUCUGCUAUAGACAUAGAUGCUACUGGCUUAGAUGCAGAAGAAAAUGAUAUUCCAGCAAACCACCGCUCCCCUAAGCCCAGUGCAAACAGUGUAACGUCACCCCACUCCAAAGAGAAAAGAAUGCCUUUCUUUAAGAAGACAGAGCACAUGCCUCCGUAUGAUGUGGUGCCUUCCAUGCGACCUGUGGUUCUCGUGGGUCCUUCUCUGAAGGGAUAUGAGGUCACGGAUAUGAUGCAAAAAGCAUUGUUUGAUUUUUUAAAACACAGAUUUGAAGGGCGGAUAUCUAUCACCAGGGUCACCGCUGACAUCUCACUUGCCAAACGCUCAGUAUUAAACAAUCCAAGUAAGCACGCAAUCAUAGAACGGUCCAACACAAGGUCAAGCUUAGCCGAAGUUCAGAGUGAAAUCGAAAGGAUUUUUGAACUUGCAAGAACAUUACAAUUGGUCGUCCUUGAUGCGGACACUAUUAACCAUCCAGCUCAACUUAGUAAAACCUCCUUGGCCCCUAUUAUAGUCUAUGUGAAGAUUUCUUCUCCUAAGGUCUUACAAAGGUUAAUAAAAUCUCGAGGGAAAUCUCAAGCAAAGCACCUCAAUGUCCAGAUGGUGGCAGCGGAUAAACUGGCUCAGUGUCCUCCAGAAUUGUUUGAUGUCAUCUUGGACGAGAACCAGCUUGAAGAUGCCUGCGAACACCUUGCCGACUAUCUGGAGGCCUACUGGAAAGCCACCCACCCUCCCAGCUGCAGCCUCCCCAACCCUCUCCUGAGCCGGACGUUAGCCACCUCCGCUCUGCCCGUCAGCCCUACCCUAGCCUCUAACUCACAGGGUUCUCAAGGUGAACGGAGGUCUGCGCCUGCCCGUUCCGCUUCCCAAGCUGAAGAAGAACCCUGCCUGGAGCCAGUCAAGAGAUCGCAGCACCGCUCUUCCUCGCUGGCCCAACACCACAAUCAUCGCAGUGGGACCAGUCGAGGGCUCUCCAGGCAAGAGACGUUUGACUCGGAAACCCAGGAGAGUCGGGACUCCGCCUACGUGGAGCCGAAGGAAGAUUAUCCCCACGAGCAUGCAGACCACUAUGCCCCACACCGGGAGCAUAACCAUCGGGACGAGGCUCACGGGAGCAGUGACCACAGACACCGGGAGUACCGGCACCGGGCCAGGGACCCGGAUCGCGAGCAGGACCACCACGAGGGCAACAAACAGAGGAGCCGCCACAAAUCAAAGGAUCGAGACUGUGACAGGGACGGAGAGGUCAUAUCCAAAAAGAGGAACGAGGCUGGGGAGUGGAGCAGGGAGGUUUACAUCCGCCAGUGACUUUCACCCUCCUGUGUGGUUUGGUUUUGUUGGGAAGGCUUGUAUAACAGCACCCGUCACACACUCUCCACCCCGGAAACAAAAUCUUUGGGGGCCCACAUUGCAAUCACAUGUGAUCUGUAUUGGAUGUUUUGUGUUGCUGUUGCUUAAAGAGCAAUAGCAUGGAAUAGAGUAUUAAUAUGCUCCCCCCACCCCACCCCCUUCUUUUGAAAGUGCUCUGUAGAUUAGCCUGGCACAACUGCAGGCUGGCCUCCUGAACAAAAUCGGUUGCCAUCCGGGGUGGCGCGGUGGUGGUGUGUUCCGAAGGGUAGCUGAUGUGCCCAGCAAGCCCGAAUCCGCACAGAUCCUAAGUGGAAUUCAUUUCUCCGGAAUUUAAAUAUGUCGGCCCCUGAUUUGCAUACCCAUGCAUUCAUGGACCACUGUUUCCAGCUUGUACCUCUGGCUGACUAAAUUUGGGGACAGAUUCAGUCUUGCCUUACACAAAGGGGAUCAUAAAGUUAGAAUCUAUUUUCUAUGUACUAGUACUGUGUACUGUAUAGACAGUUUGUAAAUGUUAUUUCUGCAAACACCUUUAUUAUAAUUAUAUAUAAUAUAUUAUAUAUAUAUAUAUCAGUUUGAUCACACGAUUUUAGAGUCUUAAUGCCAAGUCAACAGAUUUGCUUUAUGAAUUACCAGGACUAGAAAUGUCCACAUUCAGGAAAUUUGUAAUACCAUUGUGUAGGCACUUUGUCUCAUUGUAGUAGGAAGUCUGUACAUAUUGUAAAUAUGUGUGAUUGCUUGACUUGAAAAGGUUUGAUUUCUGAAUGUUCUGCCAUCCUUGUGAAUUCAUCAUUAUGACCAUAAAUGAUGGUAAAUAUAACCAACUCCAGACAUUGUUCUAAUCCAUAGAGUUCACACUGAUUGUGAGAAACACAUUCUGAGGAGCAAGGGUCUGCUGUAGCUGCGGCACUGGAGUUUCGGAGCCAGCAUUCUCGGCCUGCACACACGCACACAUGUGUCUGUCUGGAUGAGAGCUGAGAAUCUGGAUGCUGAGAACAAGAGGAGACUGGUGCUUCCGGUCUGUCCCGCUGGCUUUUUGUUUAAUUGUACUACAUGUGGCUUUAAUGAUCCAUGGAGCAGUCAGGGACGGUGAGCAGGUUUGCUGCCAAAGGUCACUAGGAAAGCAUUCAUCUGCUGGCUCUUGUUUUCGCUCUCGAGAGUGAAAAUACAGGCAACUUUACUGUGAGUGUUUCACUGGAAAUGUACAAUCUCUGUUUGUUAGAGUAUCUGUUUUAGUAAGAAAAGUUUACAUAGCUUGUGGAAUUUAUUUCGUGGGAAAAUAAAUUUUUAUAACUUCUCCCACUUUAUUUUCAAA